Carica papaya (papaya) is the source of this 1188-nucleotide messenger RNA. The record is from RefSeq and is a predicted model, not a curated record. NCBI's taxonomy places the organism in Eukaryota, Viridiplantae, Streptophyta, Magnoliopsida, Brassicales, Caricaceae.
AUGGAACGCUGGUGGGAAUCCAUCGAUGAAGCCCGUUCUCGCAUUCUCUCCCUCUCCUCUAUUCUCCCUUCAUCACCAUCACCUUCAAUCUCAUUCUCUAUAUCCUCCUUAGCUGAUUGUGACGAUCCUGCCCAUUCCCUCCUCAAUUCUGCAGAUGCCUACUUCUCCAUUGCAUCUGCUCUCAAGUCACCCUUGUCUGGCUCUUCUUCUGAUCCUCUCUGCUGCUGGUUCUGCGAUACCUUCCGCUCCCCUGUGCCUGAUCUCCGACUCUUCUAUAUCUCCUUCCUCCCUCUCCUCUCUGACCUCUAUUUAACUCGGUCUGUCACUGACUCUAUUUCAUCGUCCUCUCUUGCUGGCUUUGAGACUAUCUUCCUUUCUCUGUACAAUUCUCAAGCUCAAUUCCAAAAUGAUGAAACUCAUCCCAUCUUGGUUCCUGAUCUCUCAAUUCCCUCAGUGUAUAAUACUCUCCUUGAUAAACCAAACCACAAAAAAGGCCCUUAUCCAGCCCUGAUCCCCGCAGAGCAGCAUUCCAAGAAGAAUGUUUGUUCCAGUACAUCCAAACAAUCAAGAGAAUCCUCACAGACAACACCAGAACCAUUUGAACCAAAAUCUGUGAUGAAAUCCACUGAACGUGACCGUGUAGUUGGGUUUGCUCUUGAUUACUAUUACAAAGAGAUUGCAAAAAUUCCAGCAUGGUCCAAGAUAGAGUUUAGCAAAGUUGUGGUAGCCUGGGCUGGACCGUGUUGUUCUCAUAAAACCAAGCGUAAAGGUGAUACUGGUGAGAUUGCAAAUAUUAUAAAAGAGAUGAGAAAGAUGGGAAUUGAAAAGGACAAUGAAAGGUUGAAAUUUCCCAAAGCUACAAAGAUUUUGCUUCCUUGGGAGUUGUUGCAACCAGUGCUGAGAAUUUUGGGCCACUGUUUGUUAGGUCCACUUUGUCCACAGGAUGUCAAGGAUGCAGCUUCAGUUGCAGUGAAGAAAUUGUAUGUGAGGGCCACUCAUGAUCUAACUCCAAGGGCAAUAAUGGCCACCCAGAAUCUGUUUCGACUGGAUAAGAGGGAACGUGAGAAGGCUGCACAGAAUACGGUUAAGGAGAAGGCGGCUUUACAAGCUAAGAGUAGCAGCAAACUAAAGAAACCUGACAUUCUUCUUCAAGGUACUGGAUCUUUUAUAGUGUUUCAAGUGCAGUAA